AUGACGGUUCGAAUUCCAAUGCCUGAAGUUGACAGAGGACGAGAAGAUGCCAGAUCCAUUCUUGCUAUUGUUAUGGAAGAAAUUAGUCAAGGAUUUCAUCGAUUGGGAACAAGAAUAGGUGCCUCAAACAGUUAUAUUGCAGGAAACACUGUAAAAUUAUUACCAGACAGAGGAACGUAUUUAAUGUGCACCACAAAGAUGUACGAAUAUGAUAUAAAGUUGCUUUAUUUUCUGACUAUAAUCGUAACAGCAGUGGCAAGAAAUGUUAAUUAUCACCUUGAAGAUUUGUUAAAUCCUAAUUUGUUCGAAGGAGAUAUCAUUGGAAUAAAGAAUAACGAUGUAAGAAAUGCUAUAACAAAUCGUAACUUAAAAUGGCCUAAUGGAAUCGUUCCUUACAUCAUCGAUCCUUCUUUGGCGAAUGUAACUAAUCGAAUAAAAGAAGCUAUGGAUGAAAUAACUGGAACAACAUGCAUUAAAUUCGUACCAAGAACUACUGAAGAAAAUUACGUUCGGUUUUUCAGGGGAGAAGGUUGUUAUUCUAAAGUUGGACGUAAUGGAGGAUCUCAACCGAUAUCUUUAGGAAGAGGAUGCCACGUGAAGAAUAUUAUCGUUCACGAAAUUGGUCACGCUCUUGGUUUCUAUCACGAACACAGUCGCUCCGAUAGAGAUUCGUAUCUAAUAAUACAUUGGGAUAAUAUUCGAACGAAUAUGGCAUCACAGUUUAGAAAACUUCAGCCAAAUCAGAAUAUACUCUUUAAUAAUUUUGAUAUUAAUUCUAUUAUGCUUUAUGGUGAAACAGCAUUUUCUAAAGAUGGCGUUUCUAAGACAAUAUCGUCCAAAUCAGGAGUAAGACUAAAGAAAACAAAUGAGAAACCAGGUUUAUCUACUAGUGAUAUCUCGCGCAUUAAAGCAUUGUAUGAAUGUUAA
Molecule: messenger RNA, 927 nt
Organism: Centruroides sculpturatus (bark scorpion)
Lineage: Eukaryota; Metazoa; Arthropoda; Arachnida; Scorpiones; Buthidae
Product: astacin-like metalloprotease toxin 5
Exons: 7
Coding region: 1-927 (308 amino acids)
Biological process (GO): proteolysis
Molecular function (GO): zinc ion binding; metalloendopeptidase activity
Source: RefSeq, a predicted model, not a curated record